AUGGACAGGCACAGUAAACAGAGGCCCCUUAACUACCUACGCGCCCCACAAUCCUUUCAAAGACCCUCCGACGCCGCAAACGAACCAACAACGCCUAUAGCUCAAGACCUUUCCCGCCAAUCAACCAUCCACAUCAGCCCCGACACUGGCCCUCUCCACCACCGUCCACCCUCCACCGUCCCGCCCCACCUUCACCUCCCCGAGCUCCAAAUCCCCACCCAAGCGCGCAAAAGGGUGCUGGCCACCCUCCCCACCUUGGUGUCCGCGAUCGUUCAAAGACGGCGGCGUCGCGUCGUUCCCGGCGUCGAGCCAUCCGAAGACCUCAACUGCGCCGGAUUCGCAAAUUCACCGGACCCCGAGCCGCCGGUCGACGAGGAUGACGCUUUCGACUGA
This is a messenger RNA of Letharia columbiana, 393 nucleotides long. RefSeq lists its product as uncharacterized. The transcript has a single exon. Lineage: Eukaryota; Fungi; Ascomycota; Lecanoromycetes; Lecanorales; Parmeliaceae. Bases 1 to 393 code for a protein of 130 amino acids. The record is from RefSeq and is a predicted model, not a curated record.